GGUUAUUCUGUGCAAACCCCUCCGGUUGCAUCAAAGUAAAAAACAACAGGUAGCCUAUAUAUGAACAGCUAAACUAGGGAAUAGGGAUGACACAUGGGCAUUUUCGUAAUAAUAUAAUGUCUCGGUCGCCGGUACGUCUCCGUUUUUCUCCAAAUGAACAGAGGCAUCCAUGCCCCCACCUCAUUCGCCAGCUCCACACAAAUACAGGCAAAGGCAGCGCAAUCACAACAGCACCAAUGGCGUCUCCGGCCGCCGCCGCUCAGCCAUCCCUUCUCCUCCUGCUGCUGGUGUUCGUGGCCCUCAUCAACGCCGGGGGUGCCGGCGCGGCCACCUUCUUCGUCACCAACUUGUGCGCCUUCCCGGUGUGGCCGGCCGCCAUCCCGAACGGGGGCGGCACCCAGCUGAACCCCGGCGAGACGUGGCUCGUCCAGGUCCCCGCCGGCACCGCCGGCGGCAGGAUCUGGGGCCGCACCGGCUGCUACUUCGCCGGCGACCAAGGCAGCUGCACAACCGGCGACUGCGCGGGCGCCAGGUGCUGCGCGCUCUCGGGGAAGCCCCCGGCGACGCUGGCGGAGUUCACCAUCGGCGUCGACUCCGGCGUCCAGGAUGACUUCUACGACGUCUCGGUGGUGGACGGGUUCAACGUGGCCAUGGACUUCAAGUGCAUCACAGGCGGCGGCGACCCGAUCCGGUGCAGGGACCCCGGCUGCGCCGACGCCAGCCACCCCGGCGACGCGAAGGUCCGCACGUGCAGGGGCAACGCCGACUACCAGGUCACCUUCUGCCCAUGAGUGUGAUGACUGAUGUAUGGUAACUCUGCACUAGCUAGCUAGUACUGGCCGGGUUUUCGAGGAUGAAUAAAGUUGUGUGAUGAUGAGGUGCUCGUUCACACUCGUGUGGAUGCAUGAUACAUGCGUGUGGCUAGCUAUCUUUGUGUCAAUACUCAAUAGUAUCAUUUGUUGAAUGAGAUAUAUAUAUAUUGUCAAUAAUGGAUCAGAGAUUGUGAUUGAUGAUGCAAAAAGAUUUAUAUUAUACGAGUCAGAAACUUACUGAUGGAUUCAGCAAAACUGUACUUCUCUGUCUGAGUUGACAGAAUCAAUGAAUCACUUACUCGCAUUUUUAUCA
Messenger RNA from Panicum virgatum (switchgrass), 1125 nucleotides. RefSeq names its product thaumatin-like protein. Bases 87 to 791 code for a protein of 234 amino acids. Gene Ontology annotation, biological process: defense response. The record is from RefSeq and is a predicted model, not a curated record. Lineage: Eukaryota; Viridiplantae; Streptophyta; Magnoliopsida; Poales; Poaceae. The transcript has a single exon. Gene Ontology annotation, cellular component: extracellular region.